Messenger RNA from Rotaria sp. Silwood1, 759 nucleotides. Lineage: Eukaryota; Metazoa; Rotifera; Eurotatoria; Philodinida; Philodinidae. The record is from the annotation of a GenBank genome assembly.
AUGGCUAAGCCGAGCCAGUCCGUUGAACGAAUCCAAUCAUUAGUUCUCGUUAGAGGUGCUCGUCUUGAAUGUAAUGACUAUGGACUUGUUUGUUUUAAUCUUGCCAAAGCAAUCAAUCGAUACUUACUUUCUCAUAUUCAUUACACUGAGUCUGAAGCUUUCCUCGUGGACUCUCCAUUUAUUGAAAUGUUCAAAAUAUUAAUUAUUUCAAAUCCUGAGCUUUUAAAAAAUCGUGAUGUUGUCGGUAAUGGUGGUCGAACGAUUGCUGCAAUGGUUCUUCAUUUAUAUAUCGACUGGUUGUCUCAGCCUUCUCGUGCCGUAGCUAUGUUACUAAUGGAAAAUAAUAUUGAACAUCGAGUUCAUGAAAUCAGCUGCAUGCAAGGAGAAACUCAAAGUGCUGAAUACAAACAGGUGAAUCCAGCUGGAAAAGUUCCGUCGAUUGUUGAUAAUGAUUUUCACUUGGAUGAGUCUCAUACAAUAAUGCGCUAUAUAUGUGUAAGCAGGAAUCUACCUGAUUAUUAUUAUCCAAAUGAUAUCAAACAACGUGCUCGAGUCGAUUAUUGGUUAGACUGGGAUCACAUGAAUUUACGUCAUGGAUCAAUGUGUUUAAUAAGAGCAAAUUUAUUGGCUCCUAUUAAAAAGUAUUCGCAACAAACCAUCGAUGAAUUACGAAAAGAAGGUGACGAAGUAUUAAAAUCAAGUUUAAGCUUUAUAGAGGAAGCCAUGAGUAAAAAUAACUAUAUUGCUGGUGGAAAUUAA